Molecule: messenger RNA, 707 nt
Organism: Paramecium sonneborni
Lineage: Eukaryota; Ciliophora; Oligohymenophorea; Peniculida; Parameciidae
Source: the annotation of a GenBank genome assembly
AUGUAUAAUUAUUACCAAAGGGAAAAGUUUGAGUAACUGAUAUAAUAAAAAGAAAAAAGAUUUGAAUAAGAAUAUAUAGCAACAUAAGAAACUAAAAAAAUCAAUAAUAUUUUAGCAACAAAUUAUGAUAAAAGAAUAAUGAGUUUUUUGGAAAAGAUGUCUUAAUAACCAAUUAUUAUUCAUGAUUCAAUAUAUAUCAAAGAAUCGAGAUCAACAAGUAAUGAUAAUAGAAGAUGGCUUAAUGCUUCUGCAUUACAUUCGUUGGAAUAUUAUUAAAACUAUAAAAUAAAUACUCAUCGAUAUCUCAGUGAUGGAAAGCAACUUAAAAAUAAAUUAACAGAAACAAUUCAAGAUAAUAAAAAUGGAAAUGUUUAUGAACUUAGUAUACUUGAUUCUUUGAAUCCUAAAAAAUUGGAAUCUAGAAGAGAAAAAUAAAAAUAAAUUACAAUAAUAGAUUCUUCGUUAAUAAAAAGAAAUAUGAAAAUUAAUUUAGAUUAGAUCUAAAUAAAAAGAAAGAGUGAAAAAAAUGAAGAACCAAUUGAUAAAAUGUAAAAUAUUUCUUAUAAAAAGAUAGACUUUAUUUUAAGGGUUUAAAAUCUUUAACUGUAUAAUAAAGAAUGUUUGAUGAUGAAUAAUCUAAAAGGAGUAUAUCUGGGAAAGCUAGAAAUAUUCUAGAAAAAUGUAAUGUUAUUUCUAAAAAACCAUGA